GGGAGGCGGGAAUGGCAGGAGGCGCUGCGCGCAGGCGCUGUGCGCGGCUCUGAGGCGCUGUGCGCAAGCGCUGCCCGCGGAUUCCCCCUCCUCCCCCUCAGACUCCCGCUCCCCUCCCACUCGUGCCCGCCUCGCGAGCGGGGCGCGGGGCGGCGCGCGCUAUGGCGGCCCCCAGCCUGCGGCCGCACGUGCACUGGGCACAGCGGCACCGCGAGCUCUACCUGCGCGUGGAGCUGAGCGACGUCCAGAACCCGGACAUCACCAUCACCGACAACGUGCUGCACUUCAGAGCUCAGGGUCAUGGUGCCAAAGGGGACAACAUCUACGAAUUUCAGAUCGAGUUCCUAGAACCAGUUGAGCCCAAACCUGUGUGCAGGGUGACUCAAAGGCAGCUGAACAUCACUGUGCAGAAAAAAGAGAGUAACUGGUGGGAGAGACUCACCAAGCAAGAGAAGCGCCCGCUCUUCCUGGCUCCUGACUUUGACCGCUGGUUGGAUGAAUCGGAUGCUGAAAUGGAACUGAGGGAGAAGGAAGAAGAAAAGAUUAACAAAAUGAAAAUAGAAUCCAGAGUCCCAAAAGACCCUUUCAGACACCUGAAGAAGGGAUACUUAGUCAUGUAUAAUCUUGUACAGUUUUUGGGAUUCUCUUGGAUUUUUGUCAACAUGACAGUACGACUGUUCAUCUUAGGAAAAGAUUCUUUCUAUGAUACAUUUCACACUAUUGGUGACAUGAUGCAUUUCUGUCAGACCCUGGCAAUAAUGGAGAUCAUUAAUUCACUAAUAGGACUCGUCAGAUCACCACUGGCACCUACUGUAAUGCAGGUAUUUGGGAGAAGUUUUAUUUUGUUUGUUAUCCUCGGAAGCUUAGAGGAAAUGCAGAGCAAACCUGUGGUCUUCUUCAUAUUUUAUUUCUGGAGUAUCAUUGAGCUGUUCAGGUAUCCAUAUUACAUGCUUUCAUGUAUUGGGAUUGAAUGGAAACCACUGACCUGGCUCCGUUACACUGCCUGGAUCCCUCUCUACCCCUUAGGAGGCUUGGCAGAAGCUGUCUGCAUCGUUCAGUCCAUUCCAAUCUUCAAUGAAACAGGGAAAUACAGUCUGGCAUUGCCAAACCCACUGAACAUCACAAUCCAGUUUUCAUUUUUGCUUCAAAUAUGCCUUAUAGCCUUGUUUUUAGGGGUGUUUUUAAACUACCGCCAUCUCUACAAGCAAAGGAAACACCACCUUGGACCAAAGAAGAGAAAGAUGAAGUAAAGGAGGACUGCAAACCUUUCUUGCCUAACUUAUCUAAAUGGCGAGAUAAGCCUCUAAUUCUUAAGGUUUUACCCACUGUAAUGUAAAGAUUUUUUGUAAAAUUCAAAUGAUCACAUUAGAUUUCAUGAUUUCCUUGUGAAUUCAGGUAACAUUCCCAUAUAUCAGAUUUUGUUCCCUUUCAGCCACCUCUGCAUGACAUUUACCAGUGAACAGCAAACAUUUGAACUUGUAUCCUGUCAACUACCAUAUUAGAAAGAAAUCCUAUUAUCUGCAUAUAAUAUGCUUACCAACUGGAGCAGCACUGAAUAGAAAUAGUGUUUAUCUUUUAAUUGGGUAUUUGCUCUUUCAAUAUUGCAUGCAGAUAGGGCUUCUGAGGUGGGGAUAUGCUGUAGCCAGCUGGCAUCUUGGUGACAGGAGGAGCACAGUCUGAGACCACUGUAAACAGCAUUUAGGUGGUAACUGACAGCUCGGGUAACCUUGCUCAGCACAUACCCCCUUCCCCUUUUCUUCUGCAGUGCAGUGAUGCUGCAGAAUUAAAACUGGGAGUGGUUAACCUUGAUUUAAAUGUUCCCAACUUACUCUGUUUCUAGUUUAGCCUCAACAGGCUAGGAGUGCUGUGUGGAGCCUUGCAGUCCUGUAGCAAACACCUCCUUAAACAGUCAUUUGGGAGAGGAAACUGCCACACUGUGACAUGGUGAGAAAUGCUUUCUGGGCUGGUAAUGCAAGCACUACAAGGAAACAUAGGUACCAGCUUUCUCUUAGCACAAACCCCAACAGAACUUCAUCCCACCAAAGCAAAGGGAAAAACAAGGAGCUGUCAAGGGAGACCAGGGCUCCUUUGACCAUUCCUGGCAGGCCAGUAGCUCUUGUUUUUAUUUACAGCCUUUGGAAAGACAGUAGAAAUUAUUUUCCUAUUUAAACUUAGGGGUGCAGUGAAAUGGGUCUGUAUGCUUUGUUGGCUGGCCCUUGGUGGGAUGCAGUAGUGGGUCAAAUAAACUAUUAUUUUGAUAGCAUCUAUCAGAGCUCAGUGAGAUCCCACACAGGGUUUGAAGGGACCCUUUCCUCUGUGCUUGCUUUAAACAACAACAAAGCUCCCCCUCAUUCUAAGCCAUCUGCUCUCACCUUUGUUUCAGCUGCAUUUAUUUCAGCAUGUCCUACACACUAAGCCUCCCAUACUUAAUUCCAGAUUUCUCUGGCCUCCUUAAGCCAGUUUAGACAAAUUUUGGAAAAAGUUUGCUCUAAACUGUGUUGUGGUUAUGACCAGGUUGCUUCACCAAAACUGCUUUUCCCAGGGCAAUGCACAGCAAUGCCAGCAACUCACACCAGGCACUCAAGUUGAGAUUAGCUUAGUGCCAUGUUACUAUUUUUCUUUUUCUACUGUAAAACACUGAAUACUCCAGAAAAUUAUUUUCUCUAUCACAAACAGUAAACUGUUUAUUACCUUUAAUAUAGACCCAGUGAUUGUUACUGUAAAGGAUUGUUACUCUAGUAAGAGGACUUGAACAAAGAACAGGUGCAGGCUCCAAACUGCAUUUCACAAAUGUGUUCUGUCAACACGAGGAAUGAUGCAACUGCUCUUUAGGGAUACUUGAGGCUCCCACUCAAAGGAGAGUGCAGAUUACUUAGGAGAGUUGAGUAUUAUUUACAAACUUAGUAUUUCACCAUAACACACACUGUACCUAUGGUUGAAGUAUGGCAAAGGAUUGAAUUAGCUGAGCAAUGGAACAGCAAGGAUCACUUUCAUACUUUUAAUUUCUCCACUGGGCAUUUAAACUUCUGUUAUGAAAUCCAUAUGUAUUCAUACAUUGUAUUUCUCAGUGAAAUUGUGGUACCUAGUGCAAGCUGUCAUGGAUCUUACACUACUGAAUUUUAGUCCUGCAGAAUGAAUGUGUUUCUAUUAAUAAAGAUUUACAACCAAA
Molecule: messenger RNA, 3169 nt
Organism: Calypte anna (Anna's hummingbird)
Lineage: Eukaryota; Metazoa; Chordata; Aves; Apodiformes; Trochilidae
Gene: HACD3
Product: 3-hydroxyacyl-CoA dehydratase 3
Exons: 11
Coding region: 162-1250 (362 amino acids)
Biological process (GO): fatty acid elongation; very long-chain fatty acid biosynthetic process; sphingolipid biosynthetic process
Cellular component (GO): endoplasmic reticulum membrane
Molecular function (GO): 3-hydroxyacyl-CoA dehydratase activity
Source: RefSeq, a predicted model, not a curated record